Molecule: messenger RNA, 4320 nt
Organism: Ustilago hordei
Lineage: Eukaryota; Fungi; Basidiomycota; Ustilaginomycetes; Ustilaginales; Ustilaginaceae
Exons: 1
Coding region: 1-4320 (1439 amino acids)
Biological process (GO): nuclear-transcribed mRNA poly(A) tail shortening; mRNA processing
Cellular component (GO): P-body; PAN complex
Molecular function (GO): poly(A)-specific ribonuclease activity; protein binding; nucleic acid binding
Source: RefSeq, a predicted model, not a curated record
AUGGCCGACUGGAGCGAGCAUGCCCAUUAUGCCAAUCCAAAUGGGCCUAUGGGCCUGCCCCCAGCCGUAACGGCACUCGCAUUCGACCCAUACAGCGAACUUCUCUGGCAGGGCACAUCCUUCGGCAUCCUUUCCUCGCUCUACUCUCCACAGCUUUCCCGCUAUACUUCUUAUCCAGCACACGGUCUACCCACCCGCCCAUCACCAACCAAAGCCAUCCUAGCAGACGAACGUCACAUCUACUCGAUCGCUGACAAUGGUAUCAAGUGCUCUCAGCGUCGUGGUCUUGCGAAAUGGACAACGCUAACCCAAGACAUGGGCGCUGAUGCGAUCAACUUGGCCUCCAUGUGUGCUUCUCCACUAGCUGCUUCCUCCGAUAUCAUUGCUGCCGCUUUGUCACAGUCGGCAGCCAACACGGGCGAGAUCGAUAAUGACAACGAUCUCAUCCUCACAGUCAACAACAGCACCGGCGCUCUAGUCCGAAGUGUAGCCUCAGAGGCUCCAAUCCUCCACGUUCGCAAGAGCGGCCGCUACCUCUGCGCUGCCACUGUCAACGGUCAUAUUCAGCUCCGCGAUCCUCGCUCCCUCAAAGUCGAGCACAGACUUCACGCCCAUCCUGGUGGUCUCGUCGAUGUCCAGGCUGAUAGCCACAUCCUCUACUCGGUCGGUUGGACCGUUCGUCAAGGCCAUCCUGUUCCAGAACCACUCAUCAAGGUCCACGAUCUUCGUAGUAUGCGUGCGCUGGUACCCAUCCCCUUCGCAGCUCCUGGUGGGCCCUCAUUGCUUGCCAUCCACCCGAAACUGUCAUCCACCGUCAUCGUUUCAGCACCACAGGGUCAAUUCCAGAUCGUCGACAUUGCAUCUCCAGGCGAAGGCCGAUUCUUCUACACCAACGCCACCUCCUUCACCACUUCUCUUGCCAUCUCCCCCUCCGCAGACUACAUUGCUUUCGGUGAAGCUGACGGCAGCGUUCGACUUUGGAGCAGCUCAUCCGACACCUCUAACCUUCGCUUCAACACCUUCAAUUCCUCCUCGCUCGAGUUUCCUGACAUCGCAGAACCAACGCCCUUCGUCAAUUGGUCAACCGAAACUCCGCUCUCCUCAAUUGGCAUGCCCCACUACAACGAGAAGCUCAUGUCCUAUUUCGACUACGAUCAGUACCUUUCCGAGGCUUCGCCACUUUUCAAUCCCCCAUCAAAGAUCGACCCUGCUGUGUUGAGCAACCUCAAGACGGUCGACUAUCUGGGUUAUGCCAGCCUGCCACCGCAUUUGAGGGGCAAGAGGAACGUCGUAUCUGGUAAAGGACCGGGUGGCAUUCGUGCAAGUGCAUUGCACAGGCCAGAGGAUAGAAAGAAGAUCGGCAUUCCACUCUUCCGCAGUGAGAAGGAGAAGGAGCAGAGUAAGAAAGCUGCCGCUGCAGGUAUUACCCCGGCGGAUAAGAAGAAGAAGAAAGCAGAGAAGAAGAGAGCCGUGGCUGGAUCAGAUAGUCUCUCCACUUCGACGGAUUCCAGGCCAGAACGAGAAGCUGCUUCGGACAGCAGACCAGCAUCACGCGCCGCAACCGCAACAGCUCGCUCAAAGUUGGCGCAGUCCAAACAAGAUAGCCCGACUGAACAAGGCCGAGAUGAAGCUGCAGACAAUGACGCGCAUGCACAACAGGACUUUGACGAGGAGACCACCGACGACAGUGAUGCAUCCGACCAAGAGGAAGGGCAGGAAGACGUCGAGACAGCCGAACUCAUGCUCUCCAAAGGUCAAAUGCCUUCCUACUAUCGACUCAAGACCAUUCAGUAUUCGCGUUUUGGUGUCGAAGACUUUGACUUUGACUUUUACAACAAGACCCAGUACAGUGGUCUCGAGACGCACAUCCAGAACUCCUACGCCAAUUCGUAUUUGCAAGCUCUUCAUUACCUGCCCCCCUUCAGAGAGACGGCAAAGGCGCAUAUCCUGCAAAACUGCCCGCGAGAGAAUUGUCUGCUUUGCGAAGCAGGUUUCUUGUUCCGCAUGCUCGAAGACGCAAAGGGUGCCAACUGUCAGGCGUCCAACUUCUUGCGUGCAUUCGGAAACAGUCACAAGGCCGCCAGUCUCGGGUUGAUGGACAGAGAGGAUAGCCUGACGAAUGUCUCAAGUGCAAGUGGAACAGGAAAGAACGACAUUGUUUACAGUCAACUUGCACAGACCCUCAAUCGCUUCGUCUUGGACUGCACGGCCGACGAGUCUCAAGGUUUGCAGGCUGACUUUGCCGGUGGAUUGGAUGUCACACCGACCCGUGCAUCAUCAGCUGGUGCUCCACCCGGUCUCGGCCCUCCGUCCAGCAACAACCGCGGAGGACCAGCCGGACGUAGACUGCCCGGUGAUCCAACUUCGCCAACAUCUGCACUACCACCGAGCGAGUCGACCGUUCCAUCAGGCGCAUCAUCUGCAGUCGCCAAGCUCUUCGCUCUCAACACGGUCACCAAGACGGUCUGCAUACAUUGCGGACGCGAAUCGAACCGCAACAGCCCUUUGCUCUCUGUCGACCUCAUUUACCCUCCUCGACCCAUCUCGAACGAGCCUGCGCCGCCAUGCGAUUUUGCUUCGGUGCUGCGUGCAUCGCUCGUUCGCGAGGUGCAGAACAGGGCGCCAUGUCGCGCAUGUCAGUUUACAGCCAUGUUCCGCACUCGUCGUGUAAUGCCUUCCCCGUCCGAGUUGCCCAGGCUUCUGUCAGUCAACGCGGCCAUUCAGGCUCCCGAGCAUCUGCACUACUGGUUGGACGACAAUCAGAAGGGUAAGAGCAAGGCGACUCCCAUGGCACCUGGUCGUGGACAGGUACCAGUGCAGCAACAACAGCAACCAUAUGGAAAGAUGCCAUACAUGGGCAUGCUCGGCAACAACAACAACAACAACCGUCGAGGCGGAGCCAACUCUGCCUUGCCUACAGGCUCGCGCGAUUCUGCGAGUGAAGGCAGACGCAGCUACCUCCCACCACGCAUCGCAAUUGGUGUGUAUGGCGACGAUGUGCGCGUGCUUGCCAUCUACACACAAGCAGAUGUCGAAAGAGCCAAGGCAACACUCGGUGAUCAGCCAGCGAUCUACAAAUUGCGAUCGAUGGUAGCGCAGAUCUCAGUCGACAAAGAGCAGCCGCAUCUUUGCGCCCUUGUUCGUGUUCCCGAAGCCGAGCCUUGCUCUACUCAGCUCAGCGCUGAUGGUGGUGCUGGUGCGACGACCCCACGCAUGGCCAACGCAGUGGCAGGUGCUGCCGGAUCGACCAGCAAGAAGAGUAAGCAAGCCAAAGCAAGUCAGCUAGGACCCUGGUACUUGUUCAACGACUUCUUGGUGCGCAACAUCUCGGAAUCGGAAGCGCUCAGUUUCCCGAAUAGCUGGAAGAUCCCCUCAGUCCUCAUGUUCGAACGCGAAGAUCUACCUCCUCUUCCCAUCGCCGAGCUUCGACAAGGUCGAACUUGCAUCGACCCGACCAUCUUGUGUCGUGACUUUAACAUUGCAAUCCAUCGCGAUCCGAAGAGAAUUCGUCACAGCUUGCUGGAAGAAAGCGAGCUACCAGGCCCCGGAACAUUGGUCGCGAUCGAUGCCGAAUUCGUCGCACUGAACCAGGAAGAACUGGAGAUCCGCUCAGAUGGUACGCGGUCAGUCAUUAGACCAACCAAGCUCUCUUUAGCCCGAGUAUCCGUAGUUCGAGGGCAGGGAGAAAAGCAAGGAGAAGCCUUUAUCGACGAUCACAUCUACACUCCCGAUACCGUUGUCGACUAUCUCACUAAAUUCUCCGGCAUCCUGCCUGGCGACCUCGACCCCAAAACAUCACGACACACCGUCGUCCCUCUGAAAUCGGCCUACAAAAAGCUCCGGCUACUCGUCGAUCGGGGAUGCAUAUUCAUCGGUCAUGGACUCAAAAAAGAUUUCCGUAUCAUCAACAUCUUGGUGCCCCCCUCUCAAGUCAUUGAUACCGUCGAUCUCUACCACUCGGCCAACCACGCACGACGGUUAAGUUUACGAUUCUUAUCUUGGUUCUUGCUGAAAAUCGACAUUCAAUCGGGUGCAAGCGCAAAUAACCAGAUCACAGCAAAGCAGGAACAACAGGCUUCCCAAGCUUCAACACCAGGGAGAGAGGGAAAGAGUGCGAUGCACAAAGUAUCGCAGUCUGCUUCGGGUGCAGGUUCGGUAGCCGUGGAAGGUGGACACGAUUCCAUAGAGGAUGCGCUGGCAGCAUUGAGACUGUUCAGGAUGUACGAGAUGUUUAAGGCGGCUGAUAGAUUAGAGGAUGUGUUGGAGGAUAUUUAUCAAGUGGGUAGGAGGUUGAAUUGGAAGCCUCCUAAUGCGGCUUAG